GGGCCUCUGCCUCCUCCCCCGAUGUCUGUUUACCAAGAACUGUUCAGGGUGGCGAGGCUGCUGUCCCCAAAUCCGGUACAGUUCACGUGUCCAUACUGCAUGAAUCGGAUCAUCACCGUGACCACGCCGGUCCCAGGCGUGCUCACCUGGCUCAUGUGCACCGGCAUCUUCAUGGCCGGGUGUCUCUUGGGCUGCUGCCUCAUCCCCUUCUGCGUGGACAGCUUGAUGGACGUGAGGCACACGUGCCCCGUGUGUCUGCAGGAGCUCUUCCUCUACAAACGCCUGUGA
Molecule: messenger RNA, 288 nt
Organism: Cervus elaphus (red deer)
Lineage: Eukaryota; Metazoa; Chordata; Mammalia; Artiodactyla; Cervidae
Gene: LITAFD
Product: LITAF domain containing
Exons: 3
Coding region: 22-288 (88 amino acids)
Biological process (GO): regulation of cytokine production
Molecular function (GO): zinc ion binding
Source: RefSeq, a predicted model, not a curated record